AUGGAACGUGGAGCUGAGUUCCCUCACUUUGGCAACAGACAUGCAAAAUCAAGCUCUGCUCCGAGGCUAGUAUUGCCUGUCGACCCAAACAGCAACAUACCCAACUUCAUCACCAACAUCAACACAAACAAUGCCAAUGCCAAUGCUAAUCUCAAUGUCAAUGCCAAUGCCAAUGCCAACACUAGCAAUGGAAAUCAACGUGCCCACCCAUGCAUUAUACGUGAACAAGACCAGUACAUGCCUAUAGCCAACGUGAUACGCAUCAUGCGCCGCAUACUCCCAUCCCAUGCAAAGAUAUCGGACGAUGCCAAGGAGACCAUCCAAGAGUGUGUGUCUGAAUACAUCAGCUUCAUCACCGGCGAGGCCAACGAGCGUUGCCAGCGCGAGCAGCGCAAGACCGUGACCGCGGAGGACGUGCUUUGGGCAAUGGGGAAGCUGGGAUUUGAUGACUAUGUUGAGCCACUCACUGUGUACCUCAACCGCUACCGUGAGGCAGAGAAUGAUCGCAACAAUAUGCGUGUUGAUCAGCUGCCUUAUGUUGGUUUUAAGCGUAGCAUGGAUUAUGGGCCUGUUGGUGUGCCUCCAGGCCCACCACCUUAUGGGCCGGGCUUUCAGAUGGCCCAUCACCCGGGUAUGUUUGAUGCUUCUGCAAUGGGUGGUGGUGAGUACCAUAAUGGGUCUGGCGCUGGUGGGUCUUCUUCUUCUUCUGCCGGUGCUCAGAACAGUGGUCUGCCUAGCUUUGAUCCUUAUGCUCAGUUCAAAUGAA
This is a messenger RNA of Quercus robur (English oak), 766 nucleotides long. RefSeq names its product nuclear transcription factor Y subunit B-9-like. Lineage: Eukaryota; Viridiplantae; Streptophyta; Magnoliopsida; Fagales; Fagaceae. Gene Ontology annotation, cellular component: CCAAT-binding factor complex; nucleus. Gene Ontology annotation, molecular function: DNA-binding transcription activator activity, RNA polymerase II-specific; protein heterodimerization activity; RNA polymerase II cis-regulatory region sequence-specific DNA binding. The record is from RefSeq and is a predicted model, not a curated record. Gene Ontology annotation, biological process: regulation of transcription by RNA polymerase II. The transcript has 2 exons. Bases 1 to 765 code for a protein of 254 amino acids.